AGAAUUAUUUGAUUCUAUAUAUAUGCUCUCACCAUCCUUCAUUUCCUUCAAACCUAAAUCCCUACCCAGUACAUGUGAUCACUUCUUCACUCUUUCCUCUUCACCAACUCAGAGAAAGCAGCUAUGAAAUCCUCUCCAGAGGUCGUCCAAAAGCCCAUCUUACAAUCAGACGAUUCAGACCCUCCACUCUCAUCUUCACUGCAAUCGGAUGAUACAAGGUCUGAGACCAGUGCACAACUAGAAAGCAUUUUAUCGAACACCCAGUUGCGGUUAUCGGAGCGCCUCCGGUUGGCCACAUGGACUGAGUUGAAGCUACUUUUCUACCUUGCUGGCCCUGCCGUCCUCGUUUACAUGAUCGGCUAUGUCAUGUCCAUGGCCACCCAAAUCUUUGUCGGUCAUCUCGGUAACCUUGAGCUCGCUGCAGCCUCUCUCGGCAACAAUGGAAUCCAAAUCUUUGCCUACGGCCUCUUGCUAGGGAUGGGGAGUGCAGUGGAGACCCUGUGUGGGCAAGCAUAUGGAGCUAAAAAAUUCGAUAUGCUAGGCAUUUAUCUCCAGAAAUCCACCGUUCUCCUCACUAUAACCGGUGUCCUCCUCACUUUCGUCUACAUAUUCUCCAAGCCUAUUCUGAUCUUGCUGGGGGAAUCAUCCAGAAUCGCAUCAGCAGCUGCCAUCUUCGUCUACGGCCUCAUUCCUCAAAUCUUUGCAUACGCUGCAAGCUUUCCCGUACAGAAGUUCCUACAAGCCCAAAGCAUAGUGGCCCCAAGCGCAUACAUAUCAGCAGGAACACUGCUGGUGCACUUGCUGUUGAGCUGGCUGGCCGUGUACAAGAUGGGGCUGGGGUUGCUGGGUUCUUCACUAGUCCUGAGCCUCUCAGGGUGGGUUGUUGUGGUGGGUCAGUUCCUUUACAUAUUGAAGAGUGAGAGGUGUAAGUACACUUGGGGCGGGUUCAGUGUCAAAGCUUUCUCUGGGUUGCCUGGAUUCUUCAAGCUAUCAGCUGCAUCUGCACUGAUGCUGUGCUUAGAGACUUGGUAUUUUGAGGUUCUUGUUCUGCUGGCUGGCUUGCUUGAUCAUCCCGAAUUGGCUUUGGAUUCUCUCUCCAUAUGCAUGACGAUACUUGGAUGGGUCUACAUGGUUUCAGUCGGAUUCAAUGCUGCUGCAAGUGUGAGAGUGGGGAAUGAGCUUGGAGCUGGGCACCCAAAAUCAGCAGCGUUUUCAGUGUUGGUGGUGACUCUAGCCUCCUUCCUGAUAUCAGUGGUGGCUGCAGUUGCGGUGCUUGUGCUUCGGAAUGUAAUCAGCUAUGCUUUCACUGGUGGGGAAGCUGUGGCCCAGGCUGUUUCCGACCUGUGUCCACUCUUGGCCAUCAGCCUCAUGCUCAAUGGUAUUCAACCAGUCCUCUCAGGUGUGGCUGUCGGGUGUGGAUGGCAAGCUUUUGUGGCAUAUGUAAAUGUGGGCUGCUAUUACGUUGUGGGAGUGCCUCUCGGCUCUCUCCUUGGUUUUUACUUCAAACAUGGGGCAAAGGGAAUUUGGUUAGGGUUGCUAGGUGGCACCUUAAUGCAAACCAUCAUUCUAAUUGUGGUUAUGGUUCGGACCGAUUGGAAUAAAGAGGUGGAAAAGGCUCUAGAGAGAUUGGAUCAAUGGGAGGACAAGAAGGAACCACUUUUGAAGGGGUGAAGGAAGUUUUUGAGGAUCAUCAAUAUUCCAAAACAAUUGGGUUAUUUUCAUAUUGAAUUUGAUUUUUAUUUGCUAUUUUGUUGAUGCUCCAUGAUUGGUUGAGUUUGAAGUGUAAUGCCAUUCCCUACAACAAUAUAUAGGAAGCCUCCCGUCCCCAUUCUCUCUCA
Vitis riparia (riverbank grape) is the source of this 1838-nucleotide messenger RNA. Its product is annotated as protein DETOXIFICATION 40-like. Gene Ontology annotation, biological process: xenobiotic detoxification by transmembrane export across the plasma membrane. NCBI's taxonomy places the organism in Eukaryota, Viridiplantae, Streptophyta, Magnoliopsida, Vitales, Vitaceae. Gene Ontology annotation, cellular component: membrane. The record is from RefSeq and is a predicted model, not a curated record. The transcript has 7 exons. Gene Ontology annotation, molecular function: xenobiotic transmembrane transporter activity; antiporter activity. Bases 124 to 1671 code for a protein of 515 amino acids.